AUGGUUUUGAAGGUCCUGCAACGCAUGUCACAGGCGGAUAAUGUAUUCCAAUCGCUACGUCCGCUCACGUACAUAUCGCUGGUGGGACUGGCACCGUUCCAACUGAACCUCAACGCGGACAAGGAGGUGCACACAUCAUCGUAUUCCUUCAUUGCUGGCAUUGUGCACUUCUUGUUCUUUGUGCUGUGCUUUGUGGCAUCUAUACGAGAAGGCGACUCCAUCAUCGGCUACUUCUUCCAGACGAACAUCACCAAGCUGGGCGAUGGCACAUUGCGCUUAACUGGCAUCAUUGCCAUGUGCACAAUCUUCGGAUUCGCCAUGUUUAAGCGCCAGCGAUUGGUCAGCAUUAUACAAAAUAAUAUUAUCGUCGACGAGAUCUUUGUGCGUCUUGGCAUGAAGCUGGACUAUCGACGUAUUCUGCUCUUCACCUUUCUCAUCUCCAUGGGUAUUGUGAUCUUCAACGUUGUCUAUAUGUGCGUCAGCUAUGGACUGCUGGUCAGCGCCACCAUUUCACCAUCCUUUGUCACCUUCAUGGCAUUCGCUCUGCCCCACAUCAAUAUCAGCCUAAUGGUCUUCAAGUUCCUAUGCACCACCCACUUGGCCCAAAGUCGUUUCAGUAUGGUGAAUGAGAUUCUGCAGGACAUUCUGAAUGGCCAUAUUGAGCUGAACAGCGCUUUGGAGCUGUCGCCAAUGCAUUCGGUGGUGAACAAUCAUCGCUAUGCUCAUCGGCUGCGCAACUUGAUCAGCACACCCAUGCAGAGGUACAGUGUUACCUCGAUUAUACGCCAGAAUCCGGAGUACGCCAUCAAGCAGGUGGCCAACAUACACAACUUGCUGUGCGACAUCUGCCAUACCAUCGAGGAGUACUUCACCUAUCCGCUGCUGGGCAUCAUUGCCAUAUCUUUCUUGUUCAUACUGUUCGAUGACUUUUACAUACUGGAGGCGCUGUUGAAUCCGAAGCGCUUGGACUACUUUGAGGCCGAUGAGUUCUUUGCCUUCUUCCUGACCCAAAUGAUCUGGUACAUAGUGAUCAUAUUUCUGAUCGUCGAGGCCAGCAGCAGCACCAUCCGGCAUAGCAGCUGCAGUGCUGCAAUUGUUCACAAGAUUCUCAACAUAACCGACGAUCUGGAGUUGAGGGAUCGUCUGUUCCGUCUCUCCCUGCAGCUGUCCCAUCGUAAGGUCAAGUUCACCGCCGCUGGAUUGUUUCGCUUGGAUCGUACGCUUAUAUUUACGAUAACUGGUGCCGCUACAUGCUACCUCAUUAUACUGAUACAGUUUCGCUCCACUCAUCACGUCGAAGACUUUGGAACUACGAAUAAUACGGACUAUAUGUAACUGGAUGUAAGAAUCUUUGUAAUAUCAAUAUUAUUAAAAGAACUUGUUAUCAGAAAUAUUCAAUAAUUUGUUUUCUUAACGUAAAUUUCUAUUUUGAUUCAUGGACAAUUUAUGCGCCAACAAGGAUCGUGUUGAAAACCUACUGAAUUACGUUCGAAUCACACAAAUGUCUUCGCAUAUCUCCAGUGUUGGGAACCUAUUGGCAUUCCCAGCGCAUCCGUUAUAGGGAAACAUUUGGCACUCGUUGGUUUUCGCAUAAUAAGUCCACAUAUUACGAACCAAUUCGCACGUUCCUCUGUCAGCCGGUCGAAGCUGACAAAUAGCUAAAAUGAAGUCCAACAUCCGUGGCUAAUACCUUACAUUAAUAACGAUUCUUACCGUGUUG
This is a messenger RNA of Drosophila hydei, 1720 nucleotides long. It is a transcript of the gene Gr28a, whose product is annotated as putative gustatory receptor 28a. Bases 1 to 1335 code for a protein of 444 amino acids. Gene Ontology annotation, biological process: sensory perception of taste. The record is from RefSeq and is a predicted model, not a curated record. NCBI's taxonomy places the organism in Eukaryota, Metazoa, Arthropoda, Insecta, Diptera, Drosophilidae. The transcript has 3 exons. Gene Ontology annotation, cellular component: membrane; axon; neuronal cell body.